AGUGAUAAUAAAAAUGGUGGUGGACACGGAAUUGGAAGAAGCAAAAGCAGCUGUUUUACAGCUAAUGAAUGAGAAAGAUAAGAUCGAAUCUGAUUUACAAUCGGCAAGAAAUAUCUUAGAUGCCAAUCGUGUGGGCAUGACGGACAAUUUAGUAGAUUUAGAAGGCUAUCCAAGAAAUGAUAUCGACGUUUAUCAAGUUCGACAUGCUCGUCACAAAAUAAUAUGCUUGCAAAAUGAUCAUAAGGAAUUAAUGCUUAAAAUCGAGGAAGGUUUGCACAAGAUUCAUAAGAUUGCUGGCGCUGGAACAGAAGCGAGUCCUUCGACUUCUAAUACGAUGCAGGAUGUCUUUCUAUUAGAACCAUUUUUAAGAGUUAACUUGGUGUCCUCUGGCUCUCCAGCCGAACUGGCAGGUAUACAAGUGGAAGAUCUUAUACUAGAAUUUGGAUCGAUAUCCAAUAGAAAUUUCAAAAGCUUAAAAGAUAUUGGAACACUAGUGGAAAAUAGCCGAUAUAAAAAUAUCUAUGUAAAAAUCAAGCGUGGAUCCAAUACUUUUGCAUUGACUUUAAUUCCUCGACCUUGGAGUGGAAAGGGACUUCUCGGUUGUAAUGUUGUUCCAUUGGAGGCUGUAGAAAGAUAAAGAAGAUCAAAGUAUUUCUUAAAAUUGUAUAAGGUAUUUACAGUUGUCAGUAAGUCAUUAUCUAAUCGAAUAAAUUUCUAUUUUUAACGAA
Molecule: messenger RNA, 728 nt
Organism: Ceratosolen solmsi marchali
Lineage: Eukaryota; Metazoa; Arthropoda; Insecta; Hymenoptera; Agaonidae
Product: 26S proteasome non-ATPase regulatory subunit 9
Exons: 4
Coding region: 14-637 (207 amino acids)
Biological process (GO): proteasome regulatory particle assembly
Cellular component (GO): cytoplasm; nucleus
Molecular function (GO): protein binding
Source: RefSeq, a predicted model, not a curated record